This is a messenger RNA of Drosophila innubila, 1641 nucleotides long. RefSeq names its product phospholipase B1, membrane-associated. Gene Ontology annotation, molecular function: glycerophospholipase activity. The transcript has 4 exons. Gene Ontology annotation, biological process: phospholipid metabolic process. Lineage: Eukaryota; Metazoa; Arthropoda; Insecta; Diptera; Drosophilidae. The record is from RefSeq and is a predicted model, not a curated record. The coding region runs from base 229 to 1479 and encodes 416 amino acids.
CUAUGCGAUUGACGGAGCCGGACGCGCUGCUGCCUCUGCGGCUUUAAAAUAUUAAACAUACAUAUAGUAUACAAAAUCCAAUUUUGUACAUUUAAGUAAUUGUGCAAUUCUUCGGAGAACUUGCAAGAUUUACUGUUAAAAAAUUGAACUCGAAAAAAUUUAAGAAAUUCUUUUGAAUAAAAAGUGUUGACAUAUAACUGUUACAAAAAAUCAAAGCUGUAAAACAAGAUGUGGAAGGCAUCACUGUUCCUGUUGCUGCUCAGCGUCGCGAUUGUGACGUCACAGCGCACGUCAUUGGAUGUGGCUUUGAAGCAUGCAUAUCGUCCACUGAGAUUGCUGGGUUUGGCCUUCUCUGGUCGCUCUGGCGACGAGUCAGCAAACGUGCAACGUGUGCGGGAUGCGGGCAAAACUCAAAAUUCGAAUGCACGCACGCGUUCUUUGCUGCAAUUCUGUGAUGCAGAACAUGGACCUGGAAGACGCAGCGAUCAGCGACCCACGAGUGUGCAUCGUUUGAGACCCGGCGACAUAGACAUCAUUGGAGGAAUGGGUGACUCUUUGACCGCUGGCAAUGGCAUCUUUGCCACCAAUUUGGUGCAUGUUACUGUGGAGAAUCGAGGUGCUUCGUGGUCCAUUGGCGGCCAAUACAAUUGGCGAAAAUAUCUAACGUUGCCCAAUAUUCUCAAGGAGUUCAAUCCUAAUCUCUAUGGAUACUCCCUAAAGGACGGUCUAUCCACAGAGCGCUCAUCGCGUUUCAAUGUUGCCGAAUUGGCUGCCAUGUCCCGAGAUAUUCCCUAUAUGGCCAAAGUUCUGGUAAAGCGCUUGCAACAUGAUCCCAAAGUGAAUAUGACCCACGACUGGAAACUGGUCACGUUGUUUAUAGGCAACAAUGAUUUCUGCACCGAUAUUUGCUUUUAUCCCAAGCCCGAACUGACAGUUUCCUAUCAUGAGCAGAAUAUGCUAAAGACCUAUCGUUAUUUGAGGGAUCAUGUGCCGCGCCUGCUGCUCAAUGUGGUGCCAGCACCCAACUUGAGAUUUCUAGCGAAUCUCUCGGGUCUGCCUCCAGUUUGUUAUAGCACCUUGCGCUUUGAGUGUCCCUGUUUGCUGGGCAAGACCAAAGCUCACUUGGAUUACUAUGAAGGCAUUAUGAAGCGUUGGAUAGCCAAGGAUUAUGAGAUUGUCAAUAUGCCAGAGUUUAAUACCGAGACCUUUACCAUCAAUUUGCAGCCUUUCUCGCAGUUUGAGGACUUUCCCCGCACCCAAAGUGGACAAACCGAUACGCGAUUCUUCUCCGAGGAUUGCUUUCAUCUAAGUCAACGUGGACAUGCCGCCGCAGCGAAUGCUAUUUGGAAUAAUAUGCUGGAGAUGGAGGGCGAGAAAAGCGGAUUCAAUCCGCGCUUGUUUGAGAAGUUUCGUUGUCCCACCGAGAAGCGUCCUUUUCUGAUCACCCGGGUGAACAGUCAAGCCGAUUUCAUCGUCUAACAAUCGUCACCAAAUCUGCCCUAUUAUAUAACAACCUCUGUGAUAUCUGUCCUAAGUCUCUACUAUCCAUAUGUUUGUCAAAUUCAUUUACACUUUGAUAAAUAUACAUUUAAGUAUCUGAAAACUUCAGUUCACUUCAGUACGGCUAAUGAGUAAGUCAAA